AGAACUUUGGAGAUGCGAGAAGCGAGAGCCACAUUGCCCCAUCAGUCGUGUCCAGUGCCCGUCAAAGGAAUACGGCGGAAUACAGCCAUCGCAUAUAGGAGUUACGCUGCAACGCCGCGCCACUCAAGGAACAUGAUUCCGCAGCAGCCGAUCAAGCCUUGGUUGGACGCUGAGCGCGCUACACUUUUGGCCAAGGAGAAAUUUGGUAUAACGGCCCACAACGUUACUGAACUAGUCAGCUACGAUGAUCGCAACUUCAAACUGCAGCUGGCUAAGGAUGACCCUCAAUGGGAGAGGUACCCGCAUGGAUUUGUACUCAAGGUCACCAACUGGGUCGAGAGUCAGCAAACAGAAUUUCUCGAGUCGGUGUCGCGGCUUAUGAACGAGGUGAGUGCACAAGUGCCAUGCCAGCUGCCCGUGCUCUCCAAGGAGGGACGCCACUUGGCCACAGAUCGUUUCCCGAUCGGAGGGCCACAAAGUACCUUUGUGAAGGAGUGCGCAAUCCGGCUGUUCACCUUCCUGCCCGGACACACGAUAAGCCGUAGAGAAGUAAACGACCGUACGUGCCUUACCUGGGGUGGUCUCUUAGGAAGAAUCCACCGAGUCAUCAAGGAGCCUGAGCGGUACCCAACGCUGUUGCGUCGCUACACUCCGUGGAGCCUUUGGAGCGUUGCCGAGAUAGAUGGCCUGCUGGACAGCACUGUGAACAGUCCCGAAGACAGGGCACUAGUACGGAGUGUGCUUGCAUCAUUCACCAAACUGGAGCCACAGCUACGUUCUUUGCCGAUGGCCGUUCUGCACGGCGACUUGAACGAGCACAACGUGCUGACGCGCCCGAAGGGCGACAACGAGAAUAACGACGAUGACGAAGUGUAUGCCGUGCUGGACUGGGGCGACGUCCAUGGUGGAGCCCGCGUGAUGGACCUGGCCGUGCUGCUGACGUACGUGCUGAUGGCGCCCUCCUCCGGCCAUCGAUCUCCCGAGGAGAACGCCGGACUCGCACUCGCCGGAUAUCUACAGCACGUGCCCGAUGAGACGGCGACCAUGCCCCUGUUAAAGGCUCUGAUUACGCAGACGCUGGUGGCUUCCCGGCUGUGCCAAUCCGUGGUAAAAGGAUUGGAGGCAUUUCAACAGAAUCCCGACAACAAGUACGUGCUGGAGACGCAGGAGAGUGGGUGGCGCUGCCUGCGCAGGCUUUGGGACACUCCGAACGAGCAGCUGCUGGACACGUGGAAACGCGUCAUCGACGGAACCCGGUGAACAAGAAUCGUGGAGCUAUGUCGGCAUCAAGCAGGCACACCUCGCAUUGAAAGCAGCGCUGCCAUACGCAGUGUGUGAGAAGUCGUAGCUAUGAUACACUCGAUUUCUCCAGUUCAAAGACGUCGCUUGUUUUGUGUAA
Molecule: messenger RNA, 1399 nt
Organism: Rhipicephalus sanguineus (brown dog tick)
Lineage: Eukaryota; Metazoa; Arthropoda; Arachnida; Ixodida; Ixodidae
Product: hydroxylysine kinase
Exons: 8
Coding region: 13-1260 (415 amino acids)
Molecular function (GO): amino acid kinase activity
Source: RefSeq, a predicted model, not a curated record